Molecule: messenger RNA, 2004 nt
Organism: Penicillium argentinense
Lineage: Eukaryota; Fungi; Ascomycota; Eurotiomycetes; Eurotiales; Aspergillaceae
Product: fungal specific transcription factor domain-containing protein
Exons: 5
Coding region: 1-2004 (667 amino acids)
Biological process (GO): DNA-templated transcription
Cellular component (GO): nucleus
Molecular function (GO): zinc ion binding; DNA binding
Source: RefSeq, a predicted model, not a curated record
AUGCAGAUUGGUCAACUAUCUGCCACUCAUGUGCAACCGCAGCAGCAACCAGUGGCACCAUGGGAGCUUUUGACGGCACCUCAGCCUCAGGCCGAAAACGAGAUGCCAUCUGAGACGGGGACAGACUUUCUCGGAACUAUGCAGGUCAAUCAAGAUGGGACACGAUAUGUCAAUCCAACCCAUUGGCAAGCGGUCUUGAGCGAGCUCGCGGAAGUGAAAGAAUACCUCCAGUUGACCGAGGACACGUCGCCAGAAGAGGAAGAUGACGAGAUUUCCUCUAUGCCCGACAUUUCCGGACCGGUCCUGCUGUUCGGAAAUGCAAUUUCCACAUCCAAGGAUGAUCUGCUCUCUGCACUUCCCACCAGACCCGUUGCAGACCGAAUAGUUUCUUCCUAUUUAAACUCGAAAGAGUCUACAUUAGUUAUCACGCACAUCCCUACAUUUACAAAAGAAUACGCCGCGUUCUGGAAGAAUCCUGAAGGAGCCUCAAUCGGAUGGCUAGCAUAUCUCUUUAGCAUCCUUUGCGCAGGUACAGGUCUGCAGCUCUUCUCCACAUCUGGUCGAGCCGAUGGAGAUCUCGCAGAAACAUUUGCAGAGUACCACAGGAUAGCGUCACAAUGCCUGACAAUAUCAAACUAUACAUCGCCUGGUCGGUACAAAAUGGAGGCGGUGGGGUUAAGCGUCGCCAUGGAGAUCCUGAGAAGCACCGACAACCAUGUUGGCCCCUCCAUUUUACUUGGAUUGGCAACUCGACUUGCCAUGCAUAGCGGCUACCAUCGAGACUCCAAAUACUACCGCGAGAUAUCAGUGUUUGAUGGCGAGAUGCGUCGUCGCGUCUGGAUGUAUCUUCGCCUGCUCGAUCAUUACAUCUCUCUCCAGGCAGGUCUAUCACCGACAACAGCACAGACACAAUCCGACACAGAGGAGCCCCGAAAUCUGAUGGACGAAGAUCUGGAUCCGUCAAUGACAGUCCUGCCGCCUUCCAGGCCACCAACAGAGAGAACGCCCAUCCUAUUUCCGGUUGUGUUGAACCGAAUCAUGUUUGUCGACGCCGAAAUUAUGCGGAGAGUCUGCUCGGUCAAGGGAGUUCUUUACCAGGAAGUCAUACAGCUGGAUGCAAAAUUGAAAGAACUCCGUACAGGGAUUCCCCCGCCCCUCAAGUUUCGCACAUUGAGCGAAUCCAUCGCCGAUUCUCCGAACACGAUCAUGGACCGCUACAAUAUCGACCUCAUGUACCAGAAGGCGCGUUGUGACCUUCAUCGACGAUACUUGGCACAACAUCGCAUGGACUCAACCUACGCGUAUUCCAGAAAAGAAUGCUUAGACGCUGCGAGAACCGUGCUUCAGCAUCAGUCGGACAUAUUCGAAGCGAGUUCCAUAGGAGCGCAGCUGGGAUAUACCUCGUUUUUCUUCUCGCCGAUUGUGGCUGUUCAUUUCCGAUCCGCUGCGAUGGUCGUCUCAUUGGAAAUCUCAUGCCAGUCUCGCUAUGACUUGAGGCAACAACUGUCUCCUGGUGAUAGGCAAACGAUUCUUAUGGAGCGACAAAAGCUCUCACAAGAGAUCGAGAGGGCUUAUAACAUCUGGAGCCAGCUACGUCAUCAAUCUAAAGAAGCCUCGAAAACAGCUGAGGCUCUGAAAAUCAUGCUUAAAGUCACAAAUACCCACCUGCAACAUGGCGAGACGCCGGAGCAGAUACAAACCACCAGUCCCAAUCUGCAACAUCAAGGUGUCCUCGAAGUCCCUACAAUUUCCGCGGCACCGUCGUUGCAGGGGGCACAACUGAGCAGUCAAAAUGAAUACAGUCCCUUGGAUGUGGACUUGAUGGACGCUUCGUUCUAUCUCGGCCAAGACGCAACUUCGCAGCCCACGGAGAAGUUCUUCGCCAGAUCAGCAGGAAUCGUGGACUUCUACGAUCGGUAUUGGGAUAAUCUCAUGCUGCUAGGAGACGAGCAGCCGCCAGCCAACAUUCAGCAACAACUUUUCCCUGAUGGAAGCUUUCCCUAG